GAAGAAAAAUAAGAAGAUAGGUGGCGGUAAACUCAGCGUAACAUACUGUACUCCGCCUAUCAAACACCGACGAGGAAGAGGUUUUACAUUCUCCCAGUCCAACACCACAUUGAGGAGCCCUUCAGCGACAAGGAUGGCAUACAGGCGAGACCGAAGCCGAAUCAGAGAGGCCUAUGAUGAGCUUAUUUCAGAGAGAGCGGGAACAUACCAGAGAGUUGUGAAUGUUGUCGAGAGGAGGACUGCUGUGACAAGACCAGAGCAAGAAUAUGACAGAGAAUUUGAAUAUGAAACCAAGCGGUAUAGUGGCAUUCAAAGUUACCAAGAUGAUGACCAGAGAGGGUACCCUAGCGACAACAUUCACACAGGAAGUGAUCGUGGAUACCAUGGUGACAUGGUAGGGAGCAUCCGAGGGAGGAACUCCCCACCCCCCCGACAGGAGGACUACAGGGAUCCAUACUACAGGGGAUCCAGAGAUGAUUGCCAGAUGGGGCGUCAAGGAGAGAUAAGGAACAGCAGCAGAGCGGGCUCCCACCCCAGCAGCAGAGUUCAAGGGUUAGCUCCUCUCUCGAGGACCGUGUCUCCAGCCUACCCCGACAGAGUAGACCCCAACCUGAGGCAUGCCCUCAUGUACUUGGGCCAAGGGGAGAACCCUGAGGGUUUCAGGCGGAGGGUCCCGGGCCCCUACCCUGCAGGCCCUGCCGGGGACUCCUACACUACAGUACGGGACCGCUCUCCCAUCAGAAGGGAUACCCCACCAAUACCAGGCCCCAUUCUUAUGCGCUCCGGGUCCAACACCAGCAGAAGGAGCUACUCCCCAGACAGGGACCAGAAGGGCUUCUCCUACCAUCAGAAGGGGUAUAUCGAAGAGCCUCCCAGCCAGAGCAGAGAACCUGGUAAGCCCAGGUUGCUAGGCCACAGCAAGAGUGCCUCCUUAGACGGAUCUCCACACAGCGCUGUCUCAAUCAGGGAGGAACGUGACCCCACCCCAGCCCUGCUACCGGAGCCGGAGGACACGGUGCCGGCCAAGGAUGAGACAGACCAGACGCAGGAGGACAACUUCAAGACACGGCGCUCUCAAGCCAUCGCAGCUAAAGCCCUCGAAAUUGAGAAGCUAUACAAGCGGGACUGCGAGACGUUUGGCACGGUUGUCAAGAUGCUGGUGGUCAAGGAGCCUAGUCUGGAGAAGCUGCUCCAGAACCCUCUGAAAGACAAUCUGAUUGAGAUCAGGGAGCGUUGUCUUGACGACCUCCGACACUUUAUCAUAGAGCUGGACCAGGUCAUAAAGCCCAAACCGUCAAUGUGAGGGGGAACCACGAAGCCCUUAUUAUGUGAAGGAACUGAUGGACCAGAGGUGGAGUUUGUGUGGUGGUAUAGAGACUGUGAGGAGGCAACCUAGUGUGGCAUCCUCUCCACACUGUGCCAUUAAGAAGAAAUCAUAUUCAUAUUGAAGUACCAAUUAGUUUUUUUGUUUUUGUAAAUUAUUUUGACUUUUACUCCUUUUUCUCCCCAAUUUUGUGAUAUCCAAAUUGGUA
This is a messenger RNA of Coregonus clupeaformis (lake whitefish), 1532 nucleotides long. Its product is annotated as periphilin-1. The transcript is spliced from 11 exons. Lineage: Eukaryota; Metazoa; Chordata; Actinopteri; Salmoniformes; Salmonidae. Gene Ontology annotation, cellular component: nucleoplasm. The coding region runs from base 134 to 1303 and encodes 389 amino acids. The record is from RefSeq and is a predicted model, not a curated record. Gene Ontology annotation, biological process: protein localization to heterochromatin; negative regulation of DNA-templated transcription; negative regulation of gene expression, epigenetic.